Messenger RNA from Oppiella nova, 3476 nucleotides. NCBI's taxonomy places the organism in Eukaryota, Metazoa, Arthropoda, Arachnida, Sarcoptiformes, Oppiidae. The record is from the annotation of a GenBank genome assembly.
AUGGGUUUCGACGAGAAAGAGAUCAGUUGUCUGUUUAUAUUUAUCGCCAAAUUAUUGUCGGAUAAGAGGAAUACUGUUGGCAUCAAAAAGUCACUCUUAGAUGAGAUAAUCGAAAAACUUUUUACAUCCGAAGACCGGAAAUGCAGUGAAGAGAGAGAACACGUCUUAUUAGAGUUAUUGCAGUCAAAAGUGGGCCACACUUUGGAUGAGUUAGAGAUCUUACGAAUGGCACAAAACGUCAAUUUUUUCAGAAUUUGUGAUUACAUUUACGUUAAGAACAGAAAUUGGGGACAAAUUAUGUGCACAUAUUUGAAAGACAAUCAAAGAAAGAGCCAUGUCUUCGAUUACAUGAACCAAAUCGUGAUGUCGUGUAAUGUUUCGGACAAAGAGAAGAGAGAUUUCAUGGAAACUAUUUAUUCUAAUGUCGAAAGUCUUGUGGAAAUUGAUUUCCAAAAAACGGCAAAAUUUCUAUUGGAUUACUUAGAAGAAGACAAAUUCGAGAGAAUAAUCGAUUCUCUCGAAGCAAAACCCAAAGUAUUAUAUAAACUAUUGUCCGGAAUAUUACUGAAAGAAUCGAAGAAAAGUCACAAAAGAGAUCCGUCGACAGGAAAAUCGAAGAAAAGUCACAAAAGAGAUCCGUCGACAGGAAGUAUUGAUUUGGAGUCACUAUCUGUUAGAGAGCAGAGAAAACAGUUGAUUAUAACGGAUCCCAAACUUCAAGAAAGACUCAUUGAAUUGAUGUGUGAUUUUGAACCCAAUUCCGUACAAAAGACGCUCCAAAUUCUGGAGGACUAUCGGCCGGAGAUUAUAUUAGUUAUGACCAGAAAGUGUGAGAUAAAGGACGGGACGGCAUAUCUGCUCGAAAAGACCUCCAAAUUUGAUGAGGCCUUCGCUCUAUUGCACACAGAUUUGCAGCAAAAGAUAAUUGAUUUUAAGGCUUCAGAAGUGGACCAAUUCGUGGAUCAAAUUGUCAUUAAAAUAACAGAUCUCAUAGACCUGUGCGGUCGCUGUACCACCAAAAUGACUGAGAGCUCGCAGAUGCAGCACACAGUGGAUCUCUGGAUCUCUUUACUCGAAUCCAUGCAAACAAUCAAUAAAUUGGUUAAGAAGUCAUCACAAGAUAUAUAUUCAAACAAAUUGAAUGAAUUAACGAAUCGAUUCCUCAUUGGUUUGAACGGAACGCAGAACACGACAGCAGUUAUGCAGAGGUUUAUGACCAGAGAGUCAUCCGACGGAACGGCAGACCUUUUAUAUGGCGCUAAAGAUCUGGUCUUUAAAGUGAAGGACAACUAUAUCUAUGAGGAAACACUUCUGCAGACGACCAACAAUUUACUGUUAACUGAAUUACACCAACAUUUAGCACACCUUCAAAGGCUCGCCACUAAAGCCAACGCCAAUCGCGGCCUCAAGACGUGCGCCGUUUGUGGUAAACAUCUACAACACUCGGACAAUGUCGUGCUAUUCAGUUGUAAGCAUUCAUUCCAUGAGCGGUGUGUGACCACAGAUGACGGACCCGUUUGUCACAUAUGCGACAAUCACGACAAGCCUUCUGCCAAUCGUGUGUCGAGCGCACAGAAUAUCUGUUCCAAUGAAACCAAUUCUAAUCAUAAGUUAAGAAAUGCACUCAAUCUAAGCGAAAGUCAAAUAAAUGCUUUACAAUACCUCAAGAAUGGACAGCGAAUCGACUCCAGAAUCAUGAGUGGUCGUCGGUGUGAUGUGCGGUGUGUGGACACCGAUCACACGAUUGUCAUUGAGUUCAAGUACAACCAAUUGGACACCAAUUCUCAGCGAUUCUUUCACUUCCAAAGAGACAAAUCCGAGACUUUGAGACAAACUUUCCAAAGAAUUGCACUCAAUAUCCAUAAGUUGUCCGCAAAGAAGUCAAAGACCAAUAAAAGCAAAACCAAUUGUCAAACAGAUGUCAACGCAUUAGAUAUACAGCUCUUUAUGGACGGAUGCGCUCUUUCUCAAGACUCAGCCAAUUGUGAUGUUUGGAAAUCAGGCCAAACUUUUAGAGUGGGAGACAAUGACUACGAGGUGUACGUAAACGCACCGACAGUUAAGUCCCUAAAACUUCCCAAAGUAAUCAUGUCUUCGUUCACAAUAUAUCCUAAAAUUUCUCUCGAGUUUUGUUCGCAAAAUGAUUGCAAAUUUUAUUGGUUCCGGGAAUCGAUAGCAAAGACAAAUGAUUCCAACAGUUCUACGAUCGCUGCCAAUGAGCAGACAAUAGUUGAUCCCAAAAGUGAUUGGCUUUUAGUGAGCGAAGGAUUCUAUUACAAGACUAGUAGUGAAGACAUCGGCGCUAAAGUCAAAGUGGUUUGUCAUCCGAUGGGUGGCAGAGAGUGUGAAGCGAUCGGUGAGAAUGUGAUUGAAGCCAAUCCAGGGUUGUGUCCAUUCGAGGAAAGGCUUGUUUUCUGCACUGAACCCACAAAUUGUGGCUCUUUUCGAGUGAUUUCCUAUAAUAUAUUGGCUGACGUUUACGCCGAUCAGGACUACACCCGAACAGUACUGUUCCCCUACUGUCCCGCCUAUGCGCUGGACCUAAACUACAGGAAACAGUUAUUGACUAAAGAGAUCGUCGGCUAUAACGCAGACAUCUGUUGCUUCCAAGAAGUGGAUCGACAUGUGUUUGACUCCGAUCUCAAACCUAUGAUGUGUUUCGUAAACCAAACGAACGCUAAACCCAAAUAUGAGUCGUUUUUUAGCGAAAAGGGAAACACCGGCGAAGGUUUGGCCGCUUUUGUCAAUUCAUCAAAGUUUGAGAUAUUGAGCGCCAAAACGGUCUGUUUGUCCGAAGAACUCAAAACUAAUCCCAUUUUCGCUCAUUUAUUAACUGAAAUCAGCGCCAAUGAGAAACUGUUGGACCGAUUAAUGGCCAGAUAUUCCGUCAUUCAAUGCAUUCUUCUUAAGUCUGUAGAAGAUAGCAAUCGGGCCAUCAUUUUAGGCAAUACUCACCUCUACUUCCAUCCCGACGCCGACCACAUCCGACUCAUUCAGUCUUUUAUUUAUAUCAAAUAUAUCGAGAAUGAGAUGAAAGUGUUGUCAAAAAAGAGACCAGAGUUGACUGUUUCGCCGAUCCUUUGCGGCGAUUAUAACAGUUGUCCGGAAUUCGGUGUUUUCCAACUCUUCACCACUGGAUUCGUUCCCAAAGACAUUGAGGAUUUCAAAAGCAAUUCAGACGAGACAAUCCAUGGCAUUGAUAUGAGUCACGGCUUAAGUCUGGACAGCGCUUGUGGUCAACCCGUGUACACCAAUUACACGCCAUUCUUCAGCGGUUGUCUCGACUAUAUAUUCUUCGAUACCAACCAUUUGGAGGUCUCUGAAGUGAUUCCAUUCCCCAGUCAUGAACAGGUGGUCCAGAAUACAGGUCUUCCGAGUAUUGUCUUCCCUUCAGACCAUUUAGCACUCGUAUCAGUGCUUAAGUGGAAAACCUCUUAACACAUGGAGUUUAUAGCAGUUAUGAACACAUUUAACAC